Limanda limanda (common dab) is the source of this 2754-nucleotide messenger RNA. RefSeq names its product calmodulin-regulated spectrin-associated protein 1-B-like. The record is from RefSeq and is a predicted model, not a curated record. Gene Ontology annotation, molecular function: calmodulin binding; microtubule minus-end binding; spectrin binding. NCBI's taxonomy places the organism in Eukaryota, Metazoa, Chordata, Actinopteri, Pleuronectiformes, Pleuronectidae. Gene Ontology annotation, biological process: neuron projection development; cytoplasmic microtubule organization; negative regulation of microtubule depolymerization. Bases 1 to 2754 code for a protein of 917 amino acids. Gene Ontology annotation, cellular component: microtubule minus-end. The transcript has 9 exons.
AUGGUUGUUGAUUCUUAUGAUGGUGGGGACAAUAUCAGGAGAAGAGUGAAUCUGACUGGGCUGGCAAUGGACGUCACAGCAUUUGACAUGUAUGACUACGGCAGAGCAAGAAUUGCUGCCAACCUCCGGUGGCUGUUUACAAAAGCCUAUGGCAUUGACCAUAUUCCAGAGGACUUAACGAACCCGUUCUACACUGACCAGUACGACGAGGAACACAUAAAGCCGCCUGUCGUCCGCCUGCUGCUGUCCUGUGAGCUCUACUGCCGUGUCUGCUCCCUCAUCCUCGAGUUGGAGCAGGCAGCGGCUCUUCAGUCCCACGGGUCCGUCAUCCAGGCCCUGUCCAGAAAGAGGGUUUAUGUCGUGGACAGUGACGAUACGCCCGUCACAGAUGGAGACCUGGCCUGUGUGCCCAUCAAAAUUAGUGCUCACAUGCCCAUGAUAGAUGCCCUGAUGAUGAGCUACACAUUGCAGUGCUUCUCUUCUCUCAGUGCUUCCAAGGACCGGCCUUCUGGCCUGGAGGACGCUUCCCCAUUCUCUCUCUGCAGACCACUGAGCCCCAACAUGUUGCAUUCAGACAGUGAUUCCGAUAUGGCCUCAGGUGUGAGUCUGUCUACAGACAGCCUGUCGUCCGAUGUCAUCAACCCAACACCCGAGCACCAGAGCUCUGUCCACCGGCCCUCACAGGGUGCAAUGCCCAGAGUCAACAGCCACAGCCUGCUGGCCAAAGUCAACAGUAAAGAUAACAACGAAACUCUCGUGGCGGUCGCAGAGAUUGACUCCCCCGCCGUCCCCAAACAGACUGACAGGACACAGGCGACUGCCACCAUGGCACCCCCCUGUCUCAGCGCUCAAUCCAAGGCCAGCAGCAAGGUCAGUGUCUGCAUGACCUCCUUUGCAGAUCGCAAAACCCAGCAGCGCUUUGGCAGCUCCACGAGGACCAAACCAGAUGGAUCAGAGAGCAGCGAGCCCUCCUGGAGGCUCACAAGAGACCAGAGACCCUCCUCACCCAGGGGAGGGAACUCUGGCACAGGCGACGGUAGCGGUGGUGUCCCGGCUUCUGAACAUGUCCAUCUACAAAUGCAGCUGCAGGAGAAGCGACGUGACAUUGAACACCAGAGGGAGGAAAGGAAACUGCUGUCGGCGAGGCGGAGGCAGAAUCUGGGAAAUGAAGCUCUCCUGCACAUCGUGAAGAAAGGUGGAGGCAGGAGAGACACUUUACCCAACCCGCUUAAGGCCGACAUCGCAGAAGAAGAGCUCAAUGGCAGAAAAGGACCAUCAAAUAAAGAUGACUUAUGUGUAGAGGUCCUGAGGGGGGACAAAGAGGUGGUGGGAACCCCCCCGCCUGGUGCCUUAGAGGCAGAUAAGAACGAAGCCAUCGGCAGACUCCAGCAGCAGAUGAUGCAGAUGUCGCUGCAGCAGGAGAUGCUGAUGAAACAGAAUGUACAGUCGCCCCCUGCUGGUGCAGCUCUGCCUCCUCCUCGCCCAAGUGACAAAAUCAGUGACUCUAAGUCGGGGGCCAGCUUCCGUCAUGUGGAGCACAUCUCAGGCAGCACCACCACCCACACCAGGAAAACCCCCAAGCUUGGGUCAGACGGGAGCUCCAGGUCCAAACCAUCAGAGCUUAAAAUACCCAAGGAGCAAACCCGGCCGGCGUCCAGGAUCCUCACCCCCACCCAGAGUGGGUCACAGACAUUACCACAUCAGAGGCUUUCAGCUGGGGCCAGGUCCCCGAGGGCCGAGCAGCCCGGCAGCACCAGAAACCCCACAGCUGGAGAGACAAUCGACAGGCUGGGCUUGAGCACCAAUUUCAGGCUUCCUGACGAGGCUAACGUGCGUCUGCUCGCCCCAGAGGACGUGACGGCAGUGACGGCCUCAGAAGUGACCUUAGACGACACAGGAGGAGGAAACGGAGAGCAGAAGACAGCCGUGGGCAUCUUCUCCAAGCUCAUGUCUUUUAUCACAAUUGACGAGCAGAAGGCCGUGGAAGAGCUCGAGAGGAAAAGAGCAGCGUUCUUGCUGAGGCAGCGGAAAAAGGCAGAGAAGGCUCAACUCCGUAAACAGCAGCUCGAAGCCGAAUCUGAGCUGAGACGAGAGGAAGCAAGACGAAAGGCGGAGGAGGGUCGCCUGCGUGAAGAAGAGGAGAAGAUCUCCAUUGGCCAUUUCUCCACUUGCUCUUCUCCACCCGACAAUCUGAGCUCUGGCCAAUCAGGAUCCAGUCUGUCUCUGACCUCGACCGCGACCAGCGAGGCCGACAGCGCCGUCUCCGAGGGAGCUGGCUCUCAGCGCAGUGGCUCUGGAAAGCGGUUUCCAGGACGUGGUCACAACAGUCGAACUGCAGACUUCACAGCUGAAUACACUGGUCCCAAACUGUUCAAGGAGCUCAGUGCCAAGUCCAACAAGCAGCUCAUCCACAACGCCAUCUCUCACUGCUGCCUGGCCGGCAAAGUCAACGAGCAACGGAGGAGCCAGAUCCUCGAGGAGUUGGAGAAGUGCGAGUCCAACCACCUGAUGAUCCUGUUCCGUGACGGCAGCUGUAAGUUCAGGGCGCUCUACACGUGCCACCCGGGCACCGAGGAGAUCAAGAAGCUGACAGCCGCUGGACCCAAGAGCAUCAGCAGGAAGAUGAUUGACAAGCUGUACAAGUACAGCUCCGAGCGGAAGCAGUUCAACCUCAUUCGUGCCAAGACUGUGUCGGUGAGCGUGGACGCCCUGACCAUCCACAACCACCUGUGGCAGGCCAAGAGAAGACUGUAG